AUCGUUGAAAUGUGCAGGACUUCGUAGAUACCUUUUGAAAGAAUAUUCAUAUACGUUUAGAUAGCCCUCCCGAUUCGGAAUCCUGGGAGUUUGCCCAUUUUUAGGUUUCCUUAACCUGGCUUCACAGAUUGUUGGCCUACAUGGGAUUUAAAAAUUGAUUCAGAUGUCCUGGGUGCAAUAAGUGGUCGUCAACCUCUGUCAAGUGUCGGCGAUUGUCAACUUUGCUCUGAUGAUGGCAUCGAGAAGCCUUUUCCUCGCGAUCGCACUGCUGGGACUCCAACCCCACUUUCUAACAGCUUUUUCUAAAGUUGUAUCGAAGAAGAGAGCCGAGAACGAGCUUCAGAGGGAGGAGUUGGAGGCUUUGUCUCUCAAGGCAUCCGAUGGCGUUAUUCACUUUACUCCCCAGAUGUUUGAUGACUACGUGACUGGCAAGCGACGGCCAUAUGCCCUGAUUGUCUUCUGCACAGCGUCCCACCUUCUUGACAAGCAGCAACUGAACCUGCGAGGCUUGCGCAAGGAGUUUGGGCUGUUGGCCACGGAGGUCAAGAAGUCUGGAAAACAAGGUGUCUUUUUCGUGAACCUGGAGUUCAAGGAGAGCAAAGCCAUCUUUCACCGCUUGGGUGUCCAGUCUUUGCCGUGGAUCGUCCACGUGAACCCCAAUGUGCCUGUGGGAGCUGAUGGUGUCAUCAAAUUUAAGCAAGAGGAUGUGAUGCGCCAUGAUGAUUAUGGCCACCACCACUGGAAGGCAGAGGACAUGGCUGCAUUCCUGCGUGACAAGACAGGCAUCAACAUUGAGAAGGUGGAGCGGCCGUCGUUCAUGCGCUCAGGCCUGUUCCCUGUGGUAUUCCUGGCAGCUGUGCUGGCGCUGGGUGCCAUCGCAUACAAUCUGUACUACGCCGAGUUCAUGAAGAACCUGGUCCUGUGGACUCUGGGCGUCCUUUUUGUCUACUGGUUCUCAGUCAGCGGCGGCAUGCACAACAUCAUCCGCGGUGUUCCGCUCUACUACCCUGACCAGGAGGGCAAGAUCAAGGUGUUCUUGCCAUCAAAUCAAGGGCAGCUGGGCUUGGAAGGCUUCAUCAUGGGCUUCAUGUACCUGCUAUUUGGCUUAUCUGUGGCUUCGCUGACAUUCGCUGUUCCCAAGCUGGCCGACCCGAGCCACAGACGGACAGCAUCAUAUGUCUGCAUUGUCUUUGCUGGCCUUGUCUUCAAGCAGAUCGUCGACAACUACACCUGGAAAACAGGCUACCGGUGGAGAGUAUACUUCUAGUCAGCGUGUCCUGCGUCUGAUGGGAAAGAAUGUGCCCAUCGUUAUACGUAUACCCAUAGUCUACUAUGGUCUAAGACUCUCUCGGUCUUUGGGCUCUUUGCAUUGCACAGCUGUGGUUUGCAUCAGAAAAUGACUUUGCAAUCUGAGAAGCGAGCCGCCAGUGUACCACUUGUUGUGAAACAAUUGCAAGCGUGAAGCAUUGGAAGUGAAAUGCAAACAUUAACCAAGCACUUUUUUGCGAGCUCUGCAGUAUGGACUUGACAUGUGCUGUCAUCUAUAAGGCAUACCAGCAGCAAC
Molecule: messenger RNA, 1564 nt
Organism: Coccomyxa subellipsoidea C-169
Lineage: Eukaryota; Viridiplantae; Chlorophyta; Trebouxiophyceae; Coccomyxaceae
Exons: 6
Coding region: 230-1267 (345 amino acids)
Cellular component (GO): oligosaccharyltransferase complex
Source: RefSeq, a predicted model, not a curated record